This is a messenger RNA of Hibiscus syriacus, 2519 nucleotides long. Its product is annotated as protein LNK1-like. The transcript is spliced from 8 exons. The record is from RefSeq and is a predicted model, not a curated record. Lineage: Eukaryota; Viridiplantae; Streptophyta; Magnoliopsida; Malvales; Malvaceae. Gene Ontology annotation, biological process: regulation of DNA-templated transcription; circadian rhythm. The coding region runs from base 371 to 2371 and encodes 666 amino acids.
UCCCACUGGCAAGAAAGAAAAAACAAACGAAAAACAAAAAAUAUUUUAAAAAUAAAAAUUCAUUUGCUCUAUUUGUUCUCUCUAGAACCUCCCAGAAAUCUCAUCUUUUGAAUUGAGGGUAAAAAAAAGGGCUGGUUAGGUUAAUUGGUGAAUCACUUUGUACUGCAGAUUUCGGAUCUUGCUUUUGUUGGUGAAGUUGUGCGUUUAUCUGAAUAAAAAUAUGUUUAUUUUUUUUAGGAGUAUUUGAUUUUCUGGAGAAAUUUGUCAGUUUCAGAAAGCUUAUCCAGACAAUAACAUCAUUCCAAAAAGGUGACAACCGAUCAAAAUAUGAGAUUUGUGCUUAGUGGUGGUGGAUAAGGAUCUUGGAGGAAUGUCUGACAUUAUGUAUGAGCUUGAAGAUAAUGUGUGGCCUGAAUUCAGUGCUAGUGCUACCGAUGAUCAUAUAGUUCCUCAUGCUGUUGAUGAAUAUGGAGUUCAAUUCAAAGUUCAAGGGGAUGGUCAAACAAAACAACGUCAUGAAGUGACUGGAGUUGCUAGUAAUGCAGAUAAUACAAUUAAAUAUGGUAUUUUUGGGGAGAAGGAAAAAGGUUUUCAUACUUUGAACAACAGAAUGUUAGAAAAGGGUCCAUGGUCCGAGAAACCUGAUGGCAUAUUUCCCACUUCAGGUGAUAAUGACUCACUCAAAGAAGUAACAUGCAUGAUUUCUGAUGAUCCAAUGAUGUCCAGCCAUGAUCUCAAAACUGGCGAUAUGGAUUCAGUUAACAGUGAUUUCUGUUCUGAUGAUCCAGUCUUGGUUGACAACUGUGUUACAGAGGACAAUAACAUCUACCGUUUUCCACUAAAUCAAAUAUCUGAAGCUAAUGCGGAUCUCAGAUUAUUUAAUAAAAAUCAUGAAGACAAAGAAAACAGCGAACUUCUAUGUUAUGGUUGGGGAGACAUUGGAAAUUUUGAGGAUGUUGAUAGGAUGUUCAGAAAUUGUGAUUCAACAUUCGGGUUGGGGAGUCUCAGUAAUGAAGAUGAUUUACGUUGGGUUUCAUCUUCACAAGCAACUGAAGGAUCACUAGAUGUGUUGAAGACUGAUGCUAAAUUGAAUAGUUUACCAGAGAAUUGUGCAACUUCUAGUGCAGAUGCAGGUCCUUCAACUAUUGAUUCCAACAUUAAAAUUAUCCUUCUAAGUGAUAAAAUAAGUUCCCUUGGCAUGAGCAGUAGGAAUUCUGGCCUUACUCACAUGUCAUCUUGGAAUGUAUCCAAUAACGGAUCUGGAAGUAAGGAUGACUUGACACCUAAUGAGCAGAUCAGUCCACAAAAUAAGCAGUCAAAGCAACUAAGUGCAUCAGGAGAAAGAAUAGAUCAUCAUCUCAAAAGUGGUGGCUUGUACAACCAAAGUGGUAACACCAAGCAGUUUGUAGACGUGAAGCAUCCCUCUAGUGAUGCAUCCUGUCAACUCUUUUCCCCACUGGAUCUUCAGUGGCACAAGCAAAACAGCGGACCUGACUCUGUAAGUUGUGUACAGACAAAUGGUCCCUUUAUGCAUCUCAACUGCUGCCGUCCUUCGAACCAACUUUCAAGAUGUCCAACUCUAACUAGUAGCAAAUCUGAAAAAAGGGGGCAUCCUUCUUCAACAAACGGAUCAUCUUAUGCAUCAAAUCAGGCACAGUCCAUAGAUCAUGGUCAUGCAUUUGAGGUUCCUGACAUUAUAAUGAAUGAGAAAAUAGGAAAGCUGUACUGCCAACAGGAUACACUAGCCCCAGUCAAUAGGAUUGUCGACCGAGUGAGAGUGGAAAGACAGAUUGCAGUUUCUGAUCCACUCAUUGCUCAAAAGCAGGUCCAUCAGUCUGAAUGGGAUGUAGGGCAUAGUGUAGGAAAGCAAGCAGAAUUAGGUUCUUCAAACGGGCAGGAAAGUUCUUGUGUAAGUUUGAUGUCAGAUGAAGUCUCACUAGAAGCAACUAGUUUUCGGCAGCUUCAGCAAGUUAUGGAAAAGUUGGAUAUCAGGACAAAACUGUGCAUACGGGAUAGUCUGUAUCGUUUGGCUAGGAGUGCUGAACAAAGGCAUAAAUGCACAAACACGGAAAGUGGCAGUAGAGAUGAUAAAGAUGCUAGUGGAUCAUUGGAUGCCAAAGAAUCAAGCAAGUGCACUAGAUUUAUGGAUAUAGAAACCGACACAAACCCUAUAGAUAGAUCCAUAGCACACUUACUAUUUCACCGGCCUUCAGAUCCAUCUCUAAGACCUGCUACCGAUACGGCAUCUUUGAAGUCUCAAGGCACGAAUCACGGCUCCACCACUGCACCACCCGUGAUGGCCGAAAAACACAUUGGCCAUGACGAGAAUGGUGCUUGUUCAGAUGAAAAACUGCUGAUUGAAAACAGGUAGCAUUGGAAUUGAAUAGAACACUUGUAAAAUGUCAUCUUUAUUUAUGAUGAUUGUGGGUGCGACCUCAAAACAUAAAAGAUGAUGCGAGGUUGAUUCUUUUUCGUCAGUAACACUUCAAAAAUUCUGUUUGUUUUUUUUCUUCUUCAAA